GUACACAAGGGAUUUAUUCUUUAACAUUAUAUUGAAACUACUGAUAAGUUACUACUGAAGUAAAGUUUUUUUCUGAUAAAUCAGAGAUGUCUUUCAAAAAUGAAGGGCUAAAAGGAAUUAUAAGAAAAGAAGACGAAGAUGAUGACAAUGAAGUUGUACUCAGUGACGUUACCGUAAAAUUUCACAUGAACAAAUCUCAAAUAGUAACCCAUGCAUAUCCCAACAUUUAUACUGUCGGAGAAAUGAAAACGGAUAUAUCAAAAAAGUUUCAAGUUGCAUCAAAAUUUCUUGUUUUGAGACAUUUAAAUAGCAUGAAACCAUUCGAUGAUGAGCAAUCUUUAUACGAUAUCUGCGAUAACGAAUACGGCAUUAUUGACGUGGAUCUUAAGUUAACCGAAAACGCCGACGAAGAAAACGUAAAACUGGAACCACAUGUCUAUUACAAUAACUUUAAUUUGCCGGAUAUAAUAACGGUUCGGGUACCUGCUAUUGACACUAAGGAGGGAUCUACUACUCGAGACCUUGUUGUGGAAAUUGAAAAUCAUGCCAUAAAUAAGCCUUUCGUUGGUGGUUUCAUUGAUAAGUCCAGAAAAAUCGAGUUCCACGACGCUUUCACUCAGACUGGCCCUCCCUUCGAAAGAAUCAAAUUUAACGGAAUCCUUAGCCGUGACACGCAAACUGUAGAUGAAAAAGCAAUUGAAGUUGCAACACCCCGCGAACGUGCUACUAUGAGUUACGGAGAUGCUACUGAGCUAUCAUACGCAAGUAAAUGCGCGGACCGAUUUAUCGUACCGGGGAAUUAUGAAAGCUACGAGGAUACGACAAAACGAAUUGAUGUUGUAGGAAAGGUCACUCUCAUCCAGCGCAAUUUUCGACGAUAUAUGUGGCAGAAAUUAAUAACAAAAAGCUCAGCCGAAUGGAGGCGUAUUCAGAAUGAGCAGAAGCUACGCGAAAGCAAGCGUACAGAGGCACGACAAAACGAGCGUAAAAACAAUUGUAUAAUAAAAACCUUUCCAAAGACAAGACAAGACUUCGACGCUUUGUACGCGCAAGUGCAGAUGUGGAAAGAAAAUGAAAUAAAAAAGAUCAACGAAAAAUAUUCAGGUGUCGCAAAAAUCGCUGAAUUGAACUUGUUACUAGAUAAAGAAGUUCAAUUACUAAAUGGAAUUGAACGACAACGACAGAUGUUACAAUACGAAGCGAAGAAAGUUUAUAGCGAAAAACUUUUACGAAAAUUUGGCGAACCAGUGAAAUGGGUAGGAUAUAAUAACUUGAUCAUUCAAAUGGAUACUCUCAGAAAUCAGCGAGUGCGCCAUUUGGCUCACUAUUACAAAAAAUUAGCGAAUGAAACACACGACGUUCAUACACGAGUCACAAUACUCAACCGUGUCUCGGAUAUUAGUGCCAAAGAAGAUCAUCCAUUUGUGAGUGAGCUGGAAGCAUUGCUACAACGCGAAAGACAGCUAUUGAUUUGUAAUGUUAAAGACGCAGGACUGGAUUUACUACGGGAACGACAGUUGAAACUGUUUAUGGAUAUUAUUAUUGGUGAUACUAAAAACGCACCUACUGAAAAACCUGACACACGUUUAUGCAAAAAAUGCAAUAAGGUACGGCAAACUAGUAAAUUUCCCCUCGACACAAGACAGACAUCGGCCAGUAUUUGUAAUCGGUGCGCUGGCCUUCAAGGUCCGCCAGUUGAUAUAGCUGUUUAUCGAUCAAUCUUACGAUCCAUAAGACGAGAAGAAAAGAAGCGAGGAUCAAUAUCAUCAUUUGCAUUCAUCAUUCAAGACAACGAUAUCAAACAUAUAGUAGAAAAUAUCUGGCAUGGCCAUUCAGCGAUAUCGAAUGAAACGAACCAAUCGGAACUCCGACUACCCAGAUGGAACAUUGCAGAAGACUGGGCACCGUGGAAUUGCAUUUGCCUUACCGAGAGUGAAUCUAGAGCACAUUUGAAAAUUUUGAAUGUUGCCAAUUACUACGAGGCAAGCAUUAUUAAAGGCAUCAAGAACAAGCAUGCACUUUCAAAAUCAGCAUUUAAACAACUACGUGAGAUCGACCAAGUUUUUGUUGAAUCCGGUUCUUGGUGGAAAACCGGGUUAGAUGAAACGAUACCAAAAAUUAUGUAA
Molecule: messenger RNA, 2126 nt
Organism: Malaya genurostris
Lineage: Eukaryota; Metazoa; Arthropoda; Insecta; Diptera; Culicidae
Product: IQ and ubiquitin-like domain-containing protein
Exons: 8
Coding region: 87-2126 (679 amino acids)
Biological process (GO): cilium assembly
Cellular component (GO): acrosomal vesicle; motile cilium
Source: RefSeq, a predicted model, not a curated record